Messenger RNA from Teleopsis dalmanni, 2248 nucleotides. RefSeq lists its product as uncharacterized. Gene Ontology annotation, cellular component: nucleus. The record is from RefSeq and is a predicted model, not a curated record. The transcript is spliced from 3 exons. Gene Ontology annotation, molecular function: protein dimerization activity. The coding region runs from base 341 to 2248 and encodes 635 amino acids. Lineage: Eukaryota; Metazoa; Arthropoda; Insecta; Diptera; Diopsidae. Gene Ontology annotation, biological process: regulation of transcription by RNA polymerase II.
CACACUCACAUACAUAUAUAUUGAGUACAUUGAAGUAUUGUGUAAGCAAUUUUGUUGUAAGCAAAUGAACCGCUUAUGAUUCGAUGAAUACUCGUGCCGAAUAUGAGUAGGAACCAGUCGCGAAGGAAAUGGCUAGAAGGGAAUGAACUGAACAUGAACAAAUAAUAAAUAAGUAAUUUUUUAUUAGCUCGAAAGCUAAAAAUCUCUCGUGCAUACUCGCGAACGUGUAUUUUAAGAACUCAGUGUUUUGUUGUACUUUGCAGUGUAAGUUUGUGUAUAUUCAUGCAGUUAUUUAUUUUAUUAUUUCUCCAAAUUAAAAAAAUUAAGAACAGUUCUAACGAUGAAAACAGAUACCGAUAAAUAUUAUAAAAUUUUAAAGCAUGUCAAUAAAAUUAUUUGCUUACAUUGUCAAAAAACGUUAAACGGUAUUAAUACAUCUAAUAUCAAAAGACAUUAUAAAGACGUACAUAGCAUUGAAAUUCCGAGAAAAUAUGAAAUAAAAAUUAAUGGCACGGAAAAACGUGUAGAACCUCUAGCCAAAGAGCAUAAUCAGGAAGGUAUAUAUAUUGAUAUCGACAAAAAUAAAUUCUUAAGAUGUUGUGUGGGAUUAGUAGCUGCCAAAAAUCUACCUUUUGGUAUAUAUGAUGAUGAAGAAUUUUUUAAAAUCUUGAUAGCACCAUAUGAAAAGAAAUUCAACACGAAUCUAAACUCAAAGAAUAUCGUUUCAUUGAUUGAAUACUCCUCUCUAAAAAUUCAACAAAUAAUAACAGAACGUAUUAAAAAUAAAAUGAUAUGUUUAGAAUUCGACAUUGCAACCGCAAUAAAUCGGGAUGGUAUAAUAGUAAUUAAUGUACACUAUAUCGAGAACUUUAAAAUAUGCAUUAAUACAAUAGGUGUUAUUGUGUUGGAACUUACACAACGUCAACAGACAGCAUAUCUGAAAGAAGAGAUUAGUAAAUGUCUUGAAAUUUAUCAAAUAAGCGUUGACCAAAUUUAUUCCAGCACAUCCAAUAAUUGUGGAAAUAUACUGCAAAUAAACAAAUUACCACAACCUCACAAUUUAAAAGAUAAACAAAUUUAUAAUGAAUUUAUGGAAGAAAAAUGUAGUCAUAUUGAAAAGACUGACGAGAGUAUUCACUCCAUACUCUCAAUGGCAUUAUCUGUGGGUAAGAGUAUAGCUCAUACAAUACAGCUUGCAGCAUAUGAUGUAUUAAAACUUCUGGAAGCUGAUAUAAACGAGUGUAGAGAUAUUGUGAAGCAACUUCAAGAAAAUUUUCCAGUAAAUGAUACUCAAGUACAAUUUCCAAAACUGGAUGAUUCUCGACGUUGGUACUCAACAUAUGAAAUGUUGUUUUCUUUAUUACAAUCGAGACAAGUAAUAGAAAAUUGGUAUAUUAAAAAAAAUGUCGUUGUUGAUAUCAACUGGAACUUUAUCACAAGCUUCGUAGUUGCUUUUAAUCCAUUUGUUACUUGUACAAAGAAAAUGCAAACAGAGCAAUAUGUAAUAGGCGAUUUCUACAGAGAUUGGUUAUGUUGUGAGAUAGAUUUGGAAGAUUUAUACACAAUUACACCAUAUGCCUCACUAUUACAUGAAUCUAUGCAAAAAAGUAAAAAGGUAUUUCUAGAUGAUGACGCUUUUCUUGCAGCACUAUAUCUUGAUCCUCGUUUUAAUUUCGAAAAUUCAAUCGUACUAUCUGAGGAACAAAAAUAUACAGCUAUUGCAAAUUUGUUAAAAACAUUUGAAAUUUUAAAAAAUUUAGAAGACUCACAACCAGAUUGUCUAAAGAUGGAAGUAGAUACUCCAAAUAUGUCAUCAUCUUCGUUUGUGUUACCUUCAACUUCUUCCGAAUCAACUUAUUCAAAACUGGAACAACGCAUGAUGCAGUCAAUGACAUCUAUAAGCAACGCUAAUAGACACCUUACCUGCAAACAGAAGAUAACAUUACUCUCAAAUCAAAAGAAGGUUCCCCUCGAUACUGACAUAUUGAAUUUUUGGAAAACUACGGGCUAUGAUAAUGAUAUUAAAAAAAUAGCAUCAGUAGUACUGUCAGUUCCAAUAACGCAAACGCCUAUGGAGAAAGCUUUUAAUGCCUUGUUUACAAUUUUAAACAAUUUCGAGUCAAAACUUGAUAAUAACACAUUAAAUACUUUGCUUUUAACUAAAUUAAAUUUUAUAGAGCUUUACGUGAAUAAUGUACAUUUAGAUUUUGUAAAAGAGAAAAUAGUCGUUGAAGAAGUGAAUAAAUAA